This is a messenger RNA of Helicoverpa zea (corn earworm), 1098 nucleotides long. RefSeq names its product cleavage and polyadenylation specificity factor subunit 5 (gene Cpsf5). NCBI's taxonomy places the organism in Eukaryota, Metazoa, Arthropoda, Insecta, Lepidoptera, Noctuidae. Gene Ontology annotation, molecular function: mRNA binding. The transcript has 4 exons. Bases 147 to 830 code for a protein of 227 amino acids. The record is from RefSeq and is a predicted model, not a curated record. Gene Ontology annotation, cellular component: mRNA cleavage factor complex.
AGCCACAUCACUAAAAAUCAUAAUGGCCGCGGCUUGUUUGGCGUUAUCGCGUCUUCAAUUUUAAUUUUAGUGAUUUUGUACCAAAUUACAACUGAAACAUUGACCAAAACACACUAAAAGUGUUAUUUUAGUUUGUUUAGACUGAAAUGGCCGCAGUGCAAGGCGCUCCAGGGAACAAAAACUGGCCAGCUAGACCCGGUAUGCAGCAUCAGAACAGUCAAGGGCCUGCUUCAAGUAUGACUUUAAAUAGGACGAUAAACUUGUAUCCAUUGACUAAUUAUACAUUUGGAACUAAGGAGCCGCUGUUUGAGAAGGAUGCGUCGGUUCCCGCCAGGUUUCAGAGGAUGCGGGAGGAGUUCUCGAAAAUCGGCAUGAGGAGGUCAGUAGAAGGGGUGUUACUAGUUCACGAGCAUGGUCUGCCACAUGUACUGCUGCUGCAGCUGGGGACGGCAUUCUUCAAGCUACCCGGAGGAGAGCUCAACCCUGGCGAGGAUGAGAUUGAAGGUCUGAAGAGACUGCUGACAGAGACGCUCGGCAGGCAAGAUGGAGUCAAACAGGAGUGGCUCAUUGAGGAUACCAUUGGCAACUGGUGGCGCCCCAACUUCGAGCCGCCCCAAUACCCUUACAUACCGCCCCACAUUACAAAACCGAAGGAACACAAGCGUCUCUUCCUCGUCCAACUACAAGACAGAGCCCUAUUCGCAGUACCCAAGAAUUACAAGCUCGUCGCAGCACCCUUGUUCGAGCUGUAUGACAACGCUCAGGGGUACGGACCGAUUAUUUCAUCGUUGUCACAAAGUCUGUGCCGGUUUAACUUCGUGUAUAUGUGAGGAUUUUUGUAAGGUAUAGUAAAAUGGUUGGUUUUGAUGGAGUCUCUAUCUAGCUCGGGAACUGCUGGUCCUGUUAAAAAAAUUGUUUCAGUGUUAAAUUCUUACCAAUGUUAUAAAUUGUGCAACACGUAAAUGUCGGUCCGCCUUGUGAUCUCUCCGAUGGUGUCGGAUUGUCGUCCCAUCGUGCUAUGAGAGUGAAGGAAUAGUGAGUGCACCUGUGUCCAAGCAAAUGUGCGUGCACUAUAAUAUGUCCUGCGCAGCUGGCUGG